This is a messenger RNA of Corticium candelabrum, 2974 nucleotides long. RefSeq names its product dual serine/threonine and tyrosine protein kinase-like. The record is from RefSeq and is a predicted model, not a curated record. Lineage: Eukaryota; Metazoa; Porifera; Homoscleromorpha; Homosclerophorida; Plakinidae. Gene Ontology annotation, biological process: protein phosphorylation. Gene Ontology annotation, molecular function: protein kinase activity; ATP binding. Bases 192 to 2777 code for a protein of 861 amino acids. The transcript has 7 exons.
AAGAGGGCGAUUAAUAAAAGUACGAUAAUAUAUGGGUACUUGUUUGACAACAGUGCUUGAUCAAUACAACAGAAGCAAUUCAAGAUUUUGAAGGAAAAAGACUAAGACUGGAGAAGGUGAUUCAUGAAGUUUGCGAAUUUGUUAGCCGUGGUAUUGAAAAAAAUCACCUGGCCAUCUCUGACGCAUCGUGGAUGACGGCAAACGAUUUUGAGAAAUCAAAGAUACCACCCAAUCAACGGCCAAUGCUCCUGGUAGCAGGAAGCACAUCCUCAGGCAAGACCACUCUUAUCAAUGCACUGUUGAAAUUGUCGCUUCCAACAGAAUAUAAUGCAGCAACUUCUACUCUCUGUGAAAUCAAGUUCUCAGAAAAACAACAAGGGAUAGUGUACACCUCACAGGGGGAAAAGGAAUAUGACCUUACAUCACAAGAUGAGUGGAAAGAAUUUAAGGAACAAGUAACUACUGGAACUCAUGACUGCGUCGAAGAGACAUCAACAGUUUGUUCUAAAAUAGAAGUGCUGUGGCCUAUUGACACCUUACAAGAAUUUACAACAGUUGACAGUCCUGGUGUGACUGAGAUUGAACAAGCUGGACUUGCUCGUCAGAUGACUGAGAAAUGCCAGAAAGACUUAGCAUGUGGUGUUGUCUAUGUGCUAAAUUCCUGCUCACCAGCUGAAAAAGCUGCACAGGCUGGAGGUCUGUUGUUAGCUCUACUUACAAGUAGCAAAGAAUCUCCUAUCUCUGGAUCAGCUUUGUUUGUUGCUAACAAAUGGGAUAAGCUGAAAAAUGAGCUACCAAAACAAUCUGAACAAAACAACUACUUAAAACUCCUUGCAAAAGGUUUACAGAAGCGAUGGAAAGGUUUUAAGCAAAAUCAGCUACUACAAAUGAAUUCAAAAUUUGCAGCUACACGUCGACAUGUCGGCGAGACAACAGGUGACUUAAAAAUAUUGUGCAGCUCUAUCGAAUGUAUGAUACCAAAAGCACUCGACAACAUGAUCAAAAUGAAGCUAAGUGGUCCCUAUGAGUUGCUAUCUGAUGUAGAAGCUUCAUUGAAAAAUGCACUACGAAACCUGCACAUGGAUUCCACUGAAAGAAAUACAAAGACUCAAAAUGACACAGAACGGUUACAAUCUCUUGAGAAAUUUGUUCGAGAACAUUUAAGCAUUGAAAGGAUACAAGAAAAGGUUGAACAUCUGGUGAAAGAACUUGCUGUAGAACUGUCAUCAGAACCAGAAAAAACGAAAUUCAUUGCUAAGUUCAAGUCUCAUGAACCAUCAAGAGAUCAAAGACAUGCGUCAGUACGACUUGACUACCUACAAGAUACAGUAAAGUAUCAAUUCCUGCAUGCAAUAGCAGAGAACAAAGCAUUCUGUGAGAUGUGCUCUUGGGCAGAAACCGAGAAGCUCCUGGUUAAUGUCAAGCAAUCAGUUGUAAAGCUCAAUAUUGCCAGAGCUCAUAUUACUGGAGCUGACAACUUUUCUGGUGCUCUGACUUUACUGUCAGACCUGGAUAUUAGUCGCAAGGGUGAUUCCCAUGCGCAGGAAUCAGCUGUAGUUGCUGUCCAUACCUCAAAUACAAUGACAUUUCCUGUAAAGACUAACAAACAGAUCAGUUCAUUAGACCAACAAGUGCAAAGCAUGUAUGAAGAGUUGCUCAAAAUGGCUAGAGAAAAUGAUGACAAACUGUUGAAAGACGUAGUCAAUGAACUCCUUGACUCACUUAGCCCUCCAAUAGGAAUCACUCGCAAAGAGCUGCCACGUCAAAUUAAUGAACUUAGGCUACAACUAGAAUCUACCAAAACCCAGACUUUAACAAAGGACCACUACAAAGAUCUGUUGCGCACAUGCCAAAAGCUAAAGGGCAUAAUGUCAAUGUUACAAUUGGAGCUGAAAAUUCAUGAAUAUCAAGCAACAGAUAUCAUCUGGCCAGAACCAAAAUGUGAAGUAGCAACUGGCUACUUCAGUAUUGUCUACAAAGUGUCAGCCGAAACAAUCCAAGAUCAAGUUGCCCUAAAGAUCAUGAAAGUUCCAGUAACAGAAGACAACUCCGAGCAAUUCAUGAAUGAACUUCUCAGUUGCAAAAGGCUAAAACAUAUGAACUUGGUCAAUUUCUUGGGAUCAGUGGCAAUUUCUGAAAAACCUCUACAGCUUGGCCUGUUGUUUGAAUGGUGUGACGGUGGCACAUUGGCAAGCACGAUUGACAGUGCAGAUUACAAGGCAGGAUACACAAGAGAUGGAUACCCAGUUGCUCAGCGAAUUAUUGUGGAGAUAGUCAAUGGAGUUAAGUAUCUCCACGAUCACGGAAUUGUCCACAGAAAUUUGAAACCUGAAUCCAUUAUGUUUACUUCAGAGAAAACUGUGAAAAUUGGAAACAUGGCAAUAGCGAGUCGUGUCAAAGAAGUCAUGGAGUCUAAGAUCCAAGGAAUGACAGUCUACCUUGCCCCAGAGGUGAGACAUAAUAAACCGUAUUCUCUCCCUGCUGAUAUGUACAGCAUUGGUCUUAUAAUGUGGAAAAUCUGGAACAAAUUGAGAAUCCCUCAAGAAUAUCAACAAGAUGAAACUGUCUAUGACACAGUUCCUCAGAAUUUGCAGCGUGCUCCCGGAUUUAUUGAAGUGAAGGAAGGAAUUCAAAACACUCAAUGGCAACAAUUGGCAAUCAAAUGUUGGGAUUUACUACCAGAAGAGCGACCCACUGCAAAUGAGACAUAUGAAAAACUUAAUAAGGCUUCACCAGUUUCAUGCCUAGAUGUCCCACCUACAUGCCACUGCUGCUAAUUAUCAGGGUACCUUAGUACCCUCAUCUUAUGGAUUGCUUAGGUUUUGGAGUGUUGUGGGGGCGUGGUCAUCUUUUUGCACGCUUAGAAAACAUAGUAAAUGUAGACUAAAAUUUCUCAAAAUUAACGAAAUAAAAUGUUUGCACGUUGUGUACUAUAUCCUAUUUUUGUUUUGGUCAAUAAUCAUCUAACAACCUA